Lottia gigantea (owl limpet) is the source of this 1256-nucleotide messenger RNA. RefSeq lists its product as hypothetical. Lineage: Eukaryota; Metazoa; Mollusca; Gastropoda; Lottiidae. The record is from RefSeq and is a predicted model, not a curated record. The transcript has 7 exons. Gene Ontology annotation, molecular function: damaged DNA binding; DNA-directed DNA polymerase activity. Gene Ontology annotation, biological process: translesion synthesis. The annotation marks the transcript as partial.
GUUUAAAGCAGUGUGGUUGUGGUUGCUAUCAAAGAAUAAUGCUAGCAUCUAAUAUAGCUCAAGAAAUAAGAGAUGGUUUAUACAAUGAUUUAGGUAUAACAUGUUGUGCUGGCAUCUCAUAUAAUAAACUAUUGGCUAAACUAGCUGGAGAGAAACAUAAACCUAAUAAACAGACCACACUGUUACCUGAAUUUACUCUACAAUUACUACAUUCCCUACCUAGUACUAGAAAUAUACCAGGUAUAGGAUAUGGUAUAGGAUAUGGUAUAGGAUAUGGUAUAGGAUAUGGUAUGAGUAAAAGAUUAAGAGUAUUAGAUAUAGACAGUGUUUUAGAUCUUUAUAAUUAUAAUCAAGAGAAACUAGUUACAGAAUUUGGACAACAAACAGCUAAAUUUCUCAAAAAUAUAUCAGCUGGUAUUGACCAUACACCUGUUGUUAGAUAUGGUCCUCCACAGUCUAUAUCUGAUGAAGAUUCUUACCGAGAUUUAAAUAAUAUCAAAGAUAUAGAGAAAGAGAUUGAUGUAUUAGUGGAUAAUGUUUUAAAAAGGUGUCAAACAAUUACCACCAGAUAUCAGAAAGAAAUUUUGAACACUCAGAAUACUUCAAAGGCAUCUCAAAAUCCGGUGAAUGUGAUAAAUAAAGCUACUUCUAAUUUAGAGACCAAAAUUAAGUCGAAAGUUGGAAUAGCCAGUUUCUUUGAUAGAUUCCCCACAUCACAGACAGUGAAGGCAACACAGCAAGACACUACAUCAUUACAUUGUGAUACAUUAUCAUCACAAUGUACAUUAUCAUUACCCCAAAAACCUGAGCCAACAUUGCCAAGUGAUGAACCUUCAUUAUCAAAAGAAUUUGACUCAUUAGGGCAAAGUGAACCAUUUUCAGAACAUUGUCAACCAGAAUCUAUGGAAUAUUUUCUGUCUACAGAAUCAUCAUCAUCACAGAAGGCAGAGUCUCUCAAGCUGUAUGAAUCAUCAUCAACAUUGCAGCAAAAGGCAGAGAUUUCUAGGCUGUAUGCAUCAUCAUCAUCAUCGAAGAAAAAUGUUUCUCCUCUUCAGAAUGAACUAGAGAAUCAUCAACAGGGGGCCGAAACUAUCCAAAUUCCUCCCAACAUUGAUCACAGUGUGUUUGUGACUUUACCUCCAGAAAUUCAAAAUGAACUGAUAUCAGAAUGGAAGGCUUCUAAAGAUCAUAAUAUUGCCGUGAAUAAAAAGCCUAAAGCUAAUACUUGUAUUUUAGAAUAUUUUAAUAAAAAGUAA